UCUCUGUGCUGCCGAACUGGGGUAACCCUUGUUCUCUCGAGGGGGCUUUGGGGGAACGGAUGGGCGGUUUACAACAAACACACGUGCCGGCCACUGACGUUCAGUCAACCCUGAUGUCAUGGACUUCAGGAGGAGUAUAAAGGAAAGCAGCUGGGGUCGUGUGUGAAAUCAAGGAACAGGGAUGUUUCGAGGCGUUCCGUAAAACAAACGGCGGAACAAAACUCCUACAGAAACUUUGAAGCAAGAGGAUUAUUCCGGCCACCGCGCCGAGAUGACUCUCAACACGCAGAGAAGCACUGGCCACACUGUGCUUCAAAGGCGUGCCAGUUCCCCUGUGCCCUCGUCUCACCAGCACGCCUGCCCCGUCCGCAGCCUGACCACAGAGAGGGAGCUGGCUGCCUGCCCGGACCAGCCUCACAGACCUCAGCUCGGUUACUCGGUCUCGUGCCAGCCGUCGGAGAGGGAGCGGAGCGGCUGGUCGUCCGACUCAGCAGAUUCCGACGUAUCCAGCGAGGACUCUGGCUGUGGCACCUUCCGGGUGCUCCUCCUUGGCGACUCUGGAGUGGGCAAGACCAGUCUGGUCAACGUCUUUGCUGGGAUUCAGGAUGCUCACGGCGAGAACACAGGAGAGGACACGUUUGAGCGAACUCUAACAGUUGAUGGAGAGGACACAACACUAAUAGUGAUGGACACAUGGGGAACUGAGAGCAAUGAGUCGUGGGUUCAGGAUUACUGUAUGCAGGUGGGCAACGCCUACAUCAUUGUCUACUCCAUCACCGACCGCACCAGCUUUGAGAGCGCGUCCGAGCUCCGUAUUCAGCUGCGGAGGCUGAGGCAAGCAGAGAACAUUCCCAUUAUCCUGGUGGGCAACAAGAGUGACCUGGUACGGUGCCGCGAUGUCUCCAUUGAAGAGGGCCGUGCGUGUGCCGUGGUCUUUGACUGCAAGUUCAUCGAGACCUCCGCCACCCUGCACCACAACGUGGCUGAGCUGUUCGAAGGCAUCGUGCGGCAGAUCCGCCUGCGCAAGGACAGCAAGGAGGCAAACGAGAGGAGGAUGGCCAAUCACAAGAGGAGGGAAAGUGUGACGAAGAAAGCCCGCCGGUUUCUGGACAGGUUUGUGGCCAAGAACAACAAAAAGAUGGCCUUGAAGGUCAGGUCCAAGUCCUGCCAUGACCUGUCAGUGUUAUAAAUACACAGAAGUGCAAGCAAACCAGUCACCGGUGGGGAACAGGCGCCACAACCUGCAAGUUGAUUCAGGACCAAGAUCUACUCUCUUCUGUGCCUUUCCUGAUAGGUUUUGUUGGUGGUUGUGGCCCGGCGAUCAUGGAGAAAACUUGGUGAGGAUUAGAGUCAACAAGAUGGAUUUCUAAAGCAUCUUCAUGAAGCCCCUCAAUAUUCAAAAGGGGAAGAAUUGACCAAAGUCUCACAUGCAAUUCAUGAGCCAAUAAACAUACUGUAUUUUAACUUGUGGUGAAAACAAUGCUGGUUGGCUCCUGAGCAAGCAAGGCUUUUCUUCCUUCCGUUCUCCUUUGUUGAAGAUACUUUCUUCUUUCUUUAGCAGAGUAACCCAGCCGCAUCCUGCUUAAUCCCCUUACGUCAGAAUUCUAAGUCUAUUUAUUAUCAAAGUACAUACAUGUCACCAUAUACAACCCUGAGAUUUGUUUUCUUGCAGGUGUACACAAUAAAUCCAUAACAGAGUAGUAACCGUUACAGAAUCAAUGAAAGACCGCACCAGCUAGGGCAUUCAACCAGUGUGCAGAAGACAACAAACCAUGCAAAUACAAAAAGAAAGAAAUAAUAAUAAAUAAGCAAUAAAUAUCAAGAAUAUGAGAUGAAGAGUCCUUGAAAGUGAGUCCAUAGGCUGUAGGAACAUCUCAAUGAUGGGGCAAGUGAAGCUGAGUGAAAUUAUCCCCUUUAGUUCAAGAGCCUGUUGGUAACUGUUCCUGAACCUGGUGCUGUGAGCCCCCAGGCUCCUGUACCACCCUCCUGAUGGCCGCAGCGAGAAGAGAGCAUGACCUGGGUGGUGGGGAGUCACUGAUGAUGGAUGCUGCUUUCCUGCAACAAUGCUUUGUGUAGAUGUGCUCAAUGGGAAGAGCUUCACCCAUGACGGACUGGGCCAUAUCACAGUACAUGUCUGAGUCCUGCAGGUGACUGAGGCCCAGUGUCCACCUUCCACUUGAUGAGGCCAAGGUCCCUGCACUGACAGUCAAUUAGAAAACCAAAGUUGGUACACGUUCACUACAGUGUUGACAGGAGGUCAGAUCUUUGAACUUUUCAAGGAGAGAUGGGAUUGGAGAUGUUACUCUGUCCAUAAUUUAGUCUCAUUACGAUGUCUAGUUUGAGGAAUGUGUGAGGAGCUUAUUUUUAGAAUUUUGAUUUAGUUUAAACUAGUGAAAGAUCAUGUUGAAAUUGACAUCCAAUAAAGAAGUCUCAAAUAUGUUGGCUGUCCACAUGUGGGACUAUGACCAGGAUGAUGAGCCCACUGCUGGAGGCAAGCUGUGUGGCCCAACUCAUUCAUGCCGACCAUGUCUGUCUGAUAGGUGAAGUGUGGAAAUAUCCCAGGUCUUCAAGAAAAGAUACACAACCAGAAUAUAAAAGCAAGGAUGUGGUGCUGGAGCUUCAUAAGGCAUUGGUUAGACCAGGGGUGGCUAACCUUUUACAUUCCAUGCGUCAAUUUUUUACGCACAAAUUCAGAUGCACCAUACAACUCUUGUACCCCCAUUCAAUUCUUGUAAAAAUAUGUUAAUAUAGGCAUAUUUAGCAUUUUACAUGAUAUAUUGAUUUAAUAUAAAAACAAGAUAAACAUUACUUACAUAGAACAUAGAAUAGUACAGCAUAAUACAGGCCCUUUGGCCCACAAUGUUGUGCCGACCCUCAAACCCUGCCUCCCAUAUAAUCCACCAACUUAAAUUCCUCCACAUACCUGUCUAGUCGUCUCUUAAACUUCACUAGUGUAUCUACCUCCACCACUGACUCAGGCAGUGCAUUCCACGCACCAACUGCUCUCUGAGUAAAAAACCUUCCUCUAAUAUCCCCCUUGAACUUACCACCCCUUACCUUAAAGCCAUGUCCUCUUGUAUUGAGCAGUGGUGCCCUGGGGAAGAGGCGCUGGCUAUCCACUCCAUCUAUUGCUCUUAAUAUCUUGUCCUCUCAUCCUCCUUCUCUCCAAAGAGUAAAGCCCUAGCUCCCUUAAUCUCUGAUCAUAAUCCAUACUCUCUAAACCAGGCAGCAUCCUGGUAAAUCUCCUCUGUGCCCUUUCCAAUGAGACUUUCACAACUUCUUUUAACAAAUAUAUUUUGUCUUCUUUUGAUUUCUUCCUUUUUUUUAAUCACAUAUUCUUUCCAUAACUCAGACCCAAGCACUAGCUUCAGUUUUCCUUCUAUUUCAGUCUGAUGUUGUGUUUUAUAGUGUCUCUUAAGAUCAUGUCUUCUAUUAUGUGAGGAAGUGUUUUCACAAACAAUGCACAAUGGUUUUCCUGACGGACCCACUAUGAAUAAGAACUCAUUUUCCCACUGUUCACUGAAUUCACGCUAUCACUUUUUGCUUUUCUUUUGCACUGUGAUGAGUAAUUGAAUGUAAAAACAAGGCUUAAUUUUCAAAAAAGUACAAAACUGCAGAUGUUCACAAAGGACAAAAAAGCACAACUCCGUAGUGCACGAGUGUCAGUUGUAAACUGACUGGCAAAAUCCUGUGACGCACUGCAGAACAAAAGUCCUUCUUUCCUAGUUUGAGUACUUGUUAUAGAUUUUUUUUUCUACAAAUCGGUUUUUGGUUAAUAUUUUUUUGCAUGAGUAGGCUUAACUUUUUAUUACUAUCACCAGGGUGCAAUGCGCGACUUCUAAUCAUUUAAUGCGCCGCCGGUUGGCCACCCCUGGGCUAGACCAUACUUGGAGUAUUGUGAGCAGUUUUAGAGACCUGCUGUCUAAGAAAGGAUGCACUGACAUUGAAGAUAGUCAAAAGGGGGUUCACAAGAAUGAUUCCGGGAAUGAAGGGUUAAUGUGCAAGGAGGAUUUGAUGGCUCUGGGCCUGUACUCGCUGGAGUUUAGAAAAAUGAAGGGGGAUCUCAUUGAAACCUAUCGAAUAUUGAAAGGCCUAGAUGGAGCAGAUAUUCUCUUUUUCACAUUCUCUGACAUUUUGAAGAAUAGAAAGUGAGCAAGCUUGAACAGGCCAAGUCAUUGGGUAUAUUUAAGGAGGAGGUUGAUAGGCUCUUGGUUAGGGUGUCGAAGGUUACGGGGACAUGGCAGGAGAGUCUGUCAGGGUCAUCUAUUAUACCCAUGCUCCUGGUACGGCCUCUUCCACAUCGGUGAGACCCAACAGAUUGGAGGGUAACUUUGUCGAGCACCUUCACCCUGUCCACCGCAAAAGGCAGGAUCUCUCAGUGGCAGCCCAUUUCAAUUUCACUUGUACUCCUUCCCCUCCCAUUACCGUCUUAUUCUGGUUUCUGUCCCCUUCCUUUCUGGUCCUGAUGAAAGGUCUCAGCUCAAAGUGAUGUCUGUUCAUCCCUCUCCAUAGAUGUUACUUGACCUGCUGAUUUGCUUCUAUGUUUUUGUAUGUUGCUUAAGAUUUCCAGAAUUACGUGACUUAUAGUUUUUUUUGGAGGGUCUAAUCUCAAUGGGUCAAUGCUGAGGAUCCUCCAACUUUAGAAGAUCGACGUUGACUACAUGGGCACAUGGACAAUGAAUCACUGGGAUAAGAGAAUGGCAAUAUAGGAGGAAGCCCUUCACCAAGAAGGUGCCAAAUCCAGCUACACUGACCAUCCACUUUCACGGACAUUGGCCUCAAGUUGCCUGCCGUCCAACAAUUCCUUCUUCUCAGCAACCCCAGUUUGAUCUUGAAUCUUGCACGUUCGGAAGCUAGCCUUGCUAGUACAACAUAAGCAUUUAUAUAGCUUCAGUAUCAAAGCAAAAUUUCCCAAGAUACUUUACAGGAGCAUUCUAAAACCAAUUUUGGCACAAGGUCAGACAGGGAGAAACAUAGAUGGAGAAGUAGAUGUGGUCAUUUAAAGACUGCCUUGGAAUUUUGGGGCUGUGAUCCAGGUGACUAAAGUUCAAGGAGUCCAACUAUUCUCAGUAAAUAUGAUUUUAUGAUUUUGUUUUAAUAUUGCAUUUUCAACUAGUGGCCACUUCUCAUGAUUCAGUGCUAAUCGAGCUGGUAGUUGGAUGUUAUACUGAGCUGUGAUCCAGGACAGCGUAUGUGGUUCUUUAGAAUAGUGAUUUUCAGAGAACGGUUCAUCGGAAAGGUGUUAAGACAGUUCUCAGAAUGUAACCUGACAUUUACACAUCUUACUAAGAUUCCAACCCGCCUCCUCAAGGUGGCAGAACAAUGCUAAAUCUCUCUAUUUUCCCAUCACCCAUUGAUCCUGAUGAAGAGCCUCAGCCCGAAACGUUGACUCUUUAUUUCUUUCCAAGGAUGCUGCCUGAUCUGUUGAAGUUCUCCAGCAUUUUGUGUGGGUUACUCUGGAUAUCCAGCAUCCGCAGAGUCCCUUGGGUUAGCUAUUUAAAUACUUAUUAAAUGGCUAUGACAAUCUCUGUGAUCCCAUUCCAUAAGAUGAUUCCCAUUCACCUCUAGGUUUGGCCACCUCUGGCUGACUAUGUUCCAAGAAUCCAUUCCCCAAUCUGACUCCCCUCUUAGCCAUUCCCUUCUCACCUGCCCAUCACCUCCCUCUGGUUCCCCUCCUUCCCUUUCUCCUUUCUCUCAUGGUCCAAUUCUGCUCCUAUCAGAUUCCUUCUUUUUCAGCCCUUCUACCUAUCACCUUCCAGCUUCCCACAUCAUCCCUCACUCCCACACCCCACCCACCUUCCCCGUCACCUGGUCUCACCAAUCAACCUUCCCCCCCCCCACAGCUUUUCACUUCCUCCCUCAGCCUCCCCCACCCAUCUACCUUCUGCCUCACCUGGUCUCACCUAUCACCUGCCACCUGCUAACUCCUUCUUCUCCCCCCAACCUUCUCAUUCUCGCUUCUUUCUGCUUCCUUUCCAGUCCUGAUGAAAGGUCUCAUCUCAAAACUUUGACUAUUUAUUCCCCUCCAUUGAUGCUGCCUGACCUGCUGAGUUCCUCCAGCAUUUUGUGUGUGUUACUCUGAUUUCCAGCAUCUGCAGAGUGCCUUGUGCUUCUAUUUCUAAGAAGACCUACCCCUGUGAUCCUGCUAUUGGUCUUCCAAUGUGUCCAUCAUUGUGAUAUACCUCGCCUGAUUGGAGAAUCAGCAAGAACCUUGAAGUUGUGAUUGGAUGAUGAUUCUCAGUGGAAUGGACUACCUUGUUCCCAUCUGUGAUAGGUUAGCUAAGAUCAGUCUGCACUUCCUAGAUACUCAAAGCCAAAAGUGGAGAGUUGAUACUCCUAUUCGAAACCUACCUUCUGAAUAUUUUUGUAUCCAAAUCUCCAGGUGUUGAAGGGUUUUUCUUUUCAUUGAUUCAUGAGAAUGCUGCAUGUAUUCUGAUAAUAAAUGAUAAGUUUACAUUGAUCAUAACUGGUUCUAUGCCAUUCACUAUGGACUAACUGAGUAAUGUGUACAGUAAUGUAUUCGCUUUCUAUAGUAAUUUUUGCAGUCAAAUUUUGAACCUGUUUCUGUAAUAUAGCUUUCAUGUAUUGUAGACUUAACUUUUGCAAUAAAAACAGACCUUGUU
Mobula hypostoma (lesser devil ray) is the source of this 6623-nucleotide messenger RNA. RefSeq names its product RAS (RAD and GEM)-like GTP-binding 1 (gene rem1). Lineage: Eukaryota; Metazoa; Chordata; Chondrichthyes; Myliobatiformes; Myliobatidae. The record is from RefSeq and is a predicted model, not a curated record. The transcript has 5 exons. Gene Ontology annotation, molecular function: GTPase activity; calcium channel regulator activity; GTP binding. The coding region runs from base 272 to 1189 and encodes 305 amino acids. Gene Ontology annotation, cellular component: plasma membrane. Gene Ontology annotation, biological process: negative regulation of high voltage-gated calcium channel activity.